Molecule: messenger RNA, 2790 nt
Organism: Phyllotreta striolata
Lineage: Eukaryota; Metazoa; Arthropoda; Insecta; Coleoptera; Chrysomelidae
Source: the annotation of a GenBank genome assembly
ACAAAUGUCACAUACGUCAACUGUCAUAUUAACCAUUUGCUAAUGACGGGUAAAUGAAUUAACAAAUAAUUUUGUAAUUAUAUUUAGAAAAAUAAAAUGGAUGAAACAAUGAAAGAUAAUUCGCACUCGGACGGUUCGUCGUCGAAAAAGAAACACAAGAAGGACCACAAACGCAAACACAAAAAGCACGAUACCGAGAAAGCCGAGAAAACCGACAAAGACAAAACGAAGCGCCACAAAAAGCACAAGAAGCACAAAAGCAAAGGCGACGAGCCCGACGACGAUGCGCAAUCCGACGCCAACGGCAGGUACACCCCCGUUAAAGCAACCAACGAGGUGCUCAACGGCAAAACCAAACCCAAACCGAUUCCGACGGAACCGCCGGCGGUCGCCGAAUUCGCACCGUCCGACCUAGUCGACGACAAGGAAACGGUCUCGUCGGAGAGCGAAUUCGUGCCGGAGGCCGACUGCGACAGCCUGGACAUCGAUCUGAGCCUCAUCGAGGCCGACAUGGACCUCGAGGAGCUGAUGAAACAGAAGGAAUUGCUGCAAGCCCAGCUGGCCAAGGCCAGCGGUUGCUCCACCCCUCUCGUCAAAGAUAAAAAACAACCGGACGAGGUCAUCCUCUUGGACGAUUCCGACGAAGCGACUACUCCCGAAGUCAAGAAGAAAUCCAAGAGCCGAGAGAGACGGAUCGAAGUGAAACCCAAAGAUAAUUCGAGCAACCGAAACCGACAACAAUCGCACAGGGAACAGGACAAAAGAGACAGGUACCACCGCGAGACGGAGAGGCAGAGACGCGAGAAGGAGAGGCGCGAUAGGGAGAAAGAGCGGGAGCGAGAGAGACGGUCGCGGUCUCGUUACCGCGAGGCGUACAGCCACCGAGGUCGCGAGGCCUCGAGGGACAGGGGCAGGGAGUCGCGCGGUUACGGCUACAGAGAUCGUUACAAGGGCGAUGCGUUGAGAAAUAAUCGAGGAAAGGAAUACGGCAAGUCGAGAGAGAAACAGGAUAAAUUCAAGGAUUCGCUGAGCGAAGGCCAGAAGAGGCAAGAUAGUAGCGAAAGUGAUGUAGAAAUGGAUAUCGAUUGGAACGAAGAAGACGAGGAAGUUAUAAUUGAGAAGCGGAGGAAACAACGAGAGGAGUUAUUAAAACGACUCGGUGCGGAUUCGCAGGAUUCCCAAGGCCCUGACGUUGAAAUCAUCGAAGAUCACACUACAUUAAAAUUAAAAAGUCCGGAACAGCCGAAGAAAUCCACCGUAACGCCAGUAAAAAAACAACAGGAUUCGAUCGACGAUAAACAGAAAGACGAAGAUGAUAGGGAGAAACAAGAAGAAUCUCUCACGCCGCCUCUGUUGCCCAACAUGAAACCGAUCGUAAACAAUUCGAUCGACAAGAAAACGGACAAGGACAAAAUCAAAACCAACGCUGCAUGGGACAUGUUUGCGGAACAGGACAUCUUCAAAAUGAAUUCCUCGCCGAGUACAAUCAGCACGAAGGGCUCGGGGGCCGAGAAUCCCGCUCUCACCGACAAUUGGGACGACGCCGAAGGGUAUUACAGAGUGAGAAUCGGCGAGAUAUUGGAUUCCAGAUACAUGGUGUACGGGUAUACGGGUCAGGGUGUGUUCAGUAACGUGGUGAGAGCUAGGGAUCAGGCCAGAGGUAGUCAAGACGUGGCCGUUAAAAUUAUCAGAAACAACGAAAUAAUGCACAAGACGGGCCUCAAGGAAUUGGAGAUACUGAAGAAACUGAACGAUUCCGAUCCGGAGGAUAAGCUCCAUUGUCUCAGAUUGAUCAGGCACUUUUUCCACAAGCAACAUUUGUGCAUGGUGUUUGAGCCGUUGGCCAUGAACUUGAGAGAGGUGUUGAAGAAGUACGGUAAAGACGUCGGUUUGCACAUCAAAGCGGUGAGAAGUUAUACGCAACAGCUUCUUUUGGCUUUGAAGUUGUUGAAAAAAACCGGAAUACUCCACGCCGAUAUAAAACCUGAUAAUAUUCUAGUAAACGAAAGUAAACACUUGUUGAAGUUGUGCGAUUUCGGUUCGGCGUCGAAAAUCAACGAGAACGAAAUCACCCCGUAUUUGGUGUCGAGAUUUUACAGGGCGCCCGAAAUCAUAUUGGGCAUGUCCUACGACUACGGCAUCGACAUGUGGUCGGCCGCCUGUACGGUCUACGAAUUGUACACGGGCAGAAUAAUGUUCUCCGGCAAAAGUAACAAUCAAAUGUUGAAGUUUUUCAUGGACGUCAAAGGGAAGUUUCCCAACAAGGUCGUCCGAAAGGGUGCCUUCAAGGAUCAGCAUUUCGAUGGGAACUAUAACUUUUUGUACCACGAAAUUGAUAAGGUCACCGAGCGGGAAAAAGUGGUGGUGAUGUCUGUGGUGAAGGUGUCGCGAGAAUUGCAAUCUGAACUAAUAGCCGGUCAAGCGUUGCCCGGCGAUCAGUUGCGUAAAGUGACCCAGCUGAAGGACCUGCUGGAGAAGGCGUUGGCGAUCGAUCCUGCGAAAAGGAUCAGCUUGAACAACGCCCUAACGCAUCCUUUCAUCCAGGAUAAGAUUUGAAUCGAGAGGGUUUAGAGAGGUAAACACACAAUAAAUGAGGAGAUCCAAAGUUUUUCUUUUUCUUUUUCUUUUGAUAUAUACAUAUAGAUAUUUUUUCAUUUGAUCUAAGUGAUGAACGGAUUUACAAGGAGUUGUUUUAAAGGUGUCGCUUGUACGUUGGUUAAUUUAAUAAGAUGCUGUAAAAUUUACAUUUUUUUUGUGAGCAAGAGUUGUUUAAAUAAAUUUUCGACUGUU